AAGUUGAUCUCUCCUCCUUCUGUUACUAAACCUCGGGAAAUCCCAUCGCAAUCAUGCCGCAAGGGGAGACCGAACCCCUCCUCCCUCGCUAUGAGGAGGACACGACCCUCCAGCGUCGUUUGCAUCAGAAAUUACACACUUACCAGAUGCUCCGGGCCCUCUCCGAUGGGUAUAUGCCUUCCACGGAACAGGUGAUUGUCAAUCUCCGCACCUUGCUGGCUUCGGAUGUGCUCUCCACCCAGACCCAUGAUGUGGGCUCCGUGGGUCGGCAAAUCAUCCGCGAUUGUCGUCUGUGGAUUCAGGUCUUCAUCGAAUUCCUCAAGGAGAAAAACGAGGAUGAUAAACUGCAGGAGUUUCUGUGGCAUCUGGCUCGCUCUCGAGCCUCGAUUGACCCCAAUCAGAUCCAGCAGCAGGCGCACCGAAGCCGGGUGAGGGCCGACACCAAAGCAGCAUACGACAGUCUGCGCACCGUGGGAAGCCUCCUACUCACCAAUUCCGAUUUCCGCUUGUUUGUGGAGGAUCUUAGCACUGUCGGGCGGCAGAUCUUCUCCGACACGGCAUUCUCCUUGUCCAGCGCGACUCAGCAGAUUGGCGAGCAGUUGAAACCAUCCGAGGAGGAGAUUGAAGCGGUGCAGAAGCCAGGUGCGGACGAAGGCCACACACCUACUGGGGAGGACCUGCGACACGAAGCAACCGAGGUGGCCGAGAUCGCCGGCAAUGGUCUGGCUCGCACUGGUAAAGAUGCAGUAAGCAGUGCAAAGGAGCACCUCGCUGGCCGAGAGAAAGAGGCCCUGCUGUACCGGCUGAAGCAGACGGUCCUCAAGCUCAAGGACCGUACUGACUAUUCGGACUCCAUCUCGACCUUGGGCCAGCUGAUUCGUCGAUACGCCCAAACCUACGUCAACGCGGCCUCGGAUGUAGUCACAGCGGCGGAGGAAGACGUCGAAGUCAAUGCAGAUCUCAAGCAGGCGAUGCAGCAGUUUUGGGUCCUGCUGCAAUCGUUCGGUGAUGCCGAGGAAUGGAAGGCGCUGGAGCAGCGCUUCGAGACCGUCCUGCAGCAUGCAAACACAGAUCCGGAGUUUGAGAAGUUCCUGUCGGAAACCGGGUCGGUCGUGCAGGAGAUGCUAACUGAUCCCAAAUUCUUUGACAAUGCGGAGGAGAAGUUCGAUGAGCUGAAGGAGAAGUCCAAAGAGGUCAAGACGGAAUCCCGGUUUAGGCAAGACGUCGAUGCUUUUCUGGUUCAGGCCAAACGAGCCCUGCGAACUGUGCCAGGAGACAAAGCCGUGGCCAAUCUUGUCAACGCAACCAGCAAGCUCUAUAAGGAUAUCUGGGAGGCCUAUCACAGUCGCGAGAGCCAGCUACCAGCAGACUUACUUGAGAGUUUCCUGCCUCUGGUUCUCCGUACUGUGCAAUUCAUCCCUAUCCCUCGCUUGGAGAUAUCAGCGCCCGAGGUUGAUCUGCUGCUGGAGAGCUUGAUUCUUGAGCCCGGCCGAACGGUCAAUUACUCGUCUUUCCUCCCCUACCGCAUGCACGUCACCACGCGCAACGACAUUGACAUCUUGAAGAAGCAUUCCAAGAAGACGGCCACAGACAUCAAAACCACUUUCACGGCCACCGUUAACGGCUUGAACAUCAGCGCGUCUGAGUUCGGGUACUGGAUCAGGACCCACUCGGGCCCCUUCCUGCGAUUCAAGGACGAGGGUGUCGCCAGCUUCUUCUUGGACAAGCGCGGAGUUGACAUCUCGCUCGACAUCGAAGUCGGCCGAGAGAGGCUUGAACAGAUCUUCACCCUCCGUGGGGUUCGCGUGCAGAUUCACAAGCUCGACUACAAAGUGCAUCGCAGUCGGUGGAAGUGGCUGCUCUGGCUGACCAAGCCAUUCCUCAAGCACCUGGUGCGUCGAGUCCUGGAGAAGAAGAUUGCAGAGAAGAUCGUCCAGGCGGCAUUCGCCCUGAACCGGGAGCUGGUCUUUGCGCGCGAACGGCUGCGGGCGGCCCGGAUCGCCAAUCCGCAGGAUCUGGCCAGUUUCGUGCGGGCUGUGCUGGCUCGACUGAAGGCGCUUCCGGAGUCUGACGUGGAGGCCCGCGUGGGGCUCGAGCCGCCUGGCGAGGGCGUGUUCAAGGGGGUGUAUGCACCGGGCAGUCUGGUCAAGGUGUGGCACCAGGAGGCAACACGGGCGGAGGAGGCGAUCGAGGAGGGCGACGAGUCUCGCACUCUGGCGGGAACUUGGAGGAACGAGAUCUUUGACGUACCUGUUCGUCGUGCUUGAUUUAUCGAUCUGAUAGUAGGGAUGUUGGGAUAGGCAAAUUGUUG
This is a messenger RNA of Aspergillus saccharolyticus JOP 1030-1, 2311 nucleotides long. RefSeq lists its product as uncharacterized. Gene Ontology annotation, molecular function: lipid binding. The record is from RefSeq and is a predicted model, not a curated record. The coding region runs from base 54 to 2267 and encodes 737 amino acids. The transcript is spliced from 2 exons. NCBI's taxonomy places the organism in Eukaryota, Fungi, Ascomycota, Eurotiomycetes, Eurotiales, Aspergillaceae.